This is a messenger RNA of Prorocentrum cordatum, 2278 nucleotides long. The record is from the annotation of a GenBank genome assembly. Lineage: Eukaryota; Dinophyceae; Prorocentrales; Prorocentraceae.
GGGGGGGGGGGGCGAGGCGCCCGCCCGCGGGGCCGCAGCCUCGCCCCGCAGGCCCCGCCGAGAGCCAUGUGGCGGAGCGCUUGCUGCCACCGCAGGCCCGGGCGGCAGGCCCGGGCUGCGCUCGCCGUCGCAGCCGCGCCCGGGGUGCCCCCGCUGCGGCGGCUCGCCCGGACGCCGCCGCGCCACGAGGUGAGGCUGGAGAUGCCCCCAGAGGAGGAGGAGCACGCGGGAGAAGCGACGGCGCGCAAAGACGUCGCCGUGCUGCCCAAGCGCGCCUCGAGGCCCUCGGCGCGGCGCACGGGCACGCCGCUUGGCGACCCGCUGGAGCUCUCCGCCAGGCGGGCGGGCGGCUCGCCCGAGGACUCUCGGGCAGCGCCGCGGGCGGGGGCGGCCCUGGCCGAUGGAGGCGUGCCCGCGCUCCUCGGGCACGCCAUGACGGUCCCUGCCAUGCUGUGGCUGAAGGACCGGGUGGGCAGGCACAGGCCGAGGUCGGAGGGGGAGGACGACGACGUGGAGACCGCGUGCAUCAGGUCGCACGGGGUGUGUGGCCGGUCGUCCUCGAUUACGAACGUGGGCUCCUGGGAGUCCCUGGCGGGAGAUCGGUCCGAGGUGUCCGAGCACUUGGAGCUCGCUCCGGCGCACAGCGACAGGGCUUCGGAGGCGGCCUUACAAUUGUUCACUGAAGGUGGAAUCAAUGUUGCUGGUCCAGUAUCGAGCUGCCUACGGAAAAUCCCGCCACCGUGCCAGCGUAACAUCGAAAUUCACGCAGAUCGCCGUUGGAAAAUUGGAGAAAAACUGCCAGACAGGCGCCAGGCAUCCUGAUGCGCCCAGCGUGCCAGGGCACGGCGGCGGGGUGAUAUCCCUGGACAAGCGGCGUGGCCCCAUCGGUGUUGUCGUGAGCGGCUCUUCCGGCGUCCCGAGGGUGUCGAAGAUCACAGGCGGUCUGGUAGCGGAGUGGAACAACCACCAUCCGCACUGCAAGGUAAGCGCAGGCGACACGAUUCUGGAGGUUAACGGUGUGCGCGGGGACCCUAUCGCGAUGUUGACGGAGCUCGCGCGUGGCCCCGACGUCGUGCGUUUGCUCGUUCUCCCUGGGCUGCAGCCGGCCGGGGCGACGCAGUCAUAGGGUCCAAUGCUCACUGGCGGUUGCCGCGCGAUUUCGCUCGCCCGCUUUGCAGAUGGCCAUCCUUCAAAGGAGGAACAGGUGCCAUUCUUGCUACCCUUGCCCUGUUUUCGCAUUUUAGCAGCGGUAUCGGUACCCUUUCGUUCACCCAACCCUGAUCGUUCCUCUCUCCCGCCAUUUCUGUUCUCGGCAUAUCAUCCCCACGCCAGCGGCAGUUGAGAAGUAUAACACUUCAGUUGCCGCUAGCGGAAUUGCAGGUGGUUGCUAAUGUCCUCUUUGCGUUGCUUGUGACGUCAUACGCGUUAGCAUUUUCUUUUCAGUGAGAAGAGCACUGUGGUCGGCAUCGGCAGUGAAUCGCUGAUCCAUGCCUCCCCACGAGCCCAGAAGCCAAAUGCACAGUUGAAGGGUAUUGCUUUUGAAUUUGUGGUGGUUCCUCUCAGCAUCUGUUCUGCGAGUAUGGUUUGGAGCCCGUCUUUCUUCCUGCUGUUUAUGUCUUCUUAGGUGGAUCCCUGUUUGGAGCUAGCGGUAGCGUCUUCAAUGUAGCAGGAUUGUACCUGGGGAUCUUUUAACAGAGGUCAAGGCACCUCUCUGUAGUCGCUGGCGGGGUAUGCAGACGAAUCCAUGUGGAGUUAAGUUGUUGUUGUUGCUGUUGUUUCAAUCGGGCGGCGAAUGAGGGAAAACCAUGGAUGGCAGAAACAAGGGAGCUGACGCGGCGUGCGCAGAUCAAUUAGCGUUAGAUCGACGAAUGUUGGCGUAGUGCUCGACGCCGUCUCACUGACGGCCUGCACGGACGAGUGUUGCUUGGUUUGGAGGUCCCCCAUCGUAGGAUGAGCGCUGGCAUCUCUGGCAUCUUCCAAUGACGACAACCUAUCUAAUUUGUUCCGCUGGGUCGGGAGGUUCCCUCUCGGACGUUUGGGAAUGGGGAGGAUGAGUAUUGCCAUUUUGUCCUCGAUUCCAUCGGUUCCGCUGAGGGCUCUCACCAAGCGGCGCGUGUUUAGUGAUCCAUCCGUUUGCUCUCCUCCUCCUCCUCCUCCUCCUCCUCCUCCUUUGUUCGUUCUGGCCCGACGCUGGCCUCUACUGGCAGCGCCGUGCCACUGUCGCCGCACUCGUGCUCCUCUGGAGGAUGAGGAGGGUUAUUGUAAGGGGGUGGGGGAG